AUGGGGUGGUUUAGAGCAGGAUGUAUGAUAUCAACAAAGCUCUCCGCCAAGAGAAAUCUCUGUGGAUUGCACAUUUUCAGAAUAGUGCAACCUUUCCCCUUUUCACCCAUCAGACGGAUUUUCCACAGCACAAUCACCAAACAAGAACAAGUGAAUGCCAACAGAAAAACAGACAAUUUCCUCGAUUCAGCAAACAGCGUCUACAUCGAGGAGCUCCAAAGAUCAUGGGAAGCCAAUCCAAGCAGUGUGGAUGAGUCAUGGGACAACUUUUUCAGGAACCUGGUAGGCCAGAAUCAUGUCAAGGGAAUGGCUGCAGCAGGCGUUGGGGUUUCUGGUCAGCAGUCGAUACAAGAGAGCAUGAGUUUGUUGUUACUGGUAAAAGCAUAUCAAGUAAACGGCCAUACCAAAGCCAACUUAGACCCACUCAACCUGGACUCAAACAAGGAUGCUAUUCCAGAGGACCUCGACCCAGCAUUCCACGGCUUCACAGAAUCCGACCUCGACAGGGAAUUCUACCUGGGAGUGUGGGACGAUUCGUCUGGGUUCUUGUCAGGGAACCGGCCUGUAAUGACCUUGAGAUCCAUCAUGAAUCGGUUAGAACAAACCUACUGCGGCAACAUUGGGUACGAGUACAUGCACAUCGACGACAGCAGCAAGUGCAACUGGCUGAGGAACAAGAUCGAGACACAGGAACACAUAACCUAUGAUGUCGAACGACGUAAAGUUCUUCUCGACAGGCUGAUAUGGAGCACACGGUUCGAGAAUUUCUUGGCUGUCAAGAAAAAGGCAGAGAAGAGGUUCGGGCUUGAAGGUGGUGAGACUCUCAUCCCGGGGAUGAAGGAAAUGUUCGACAAAGCUGCCGAUUUAGGUGUGGAGAACAUCGUCGUUGGAAUGCCACAUCGUGGGAGGCUUAAUGUGCUAGGUAACGUGUUCAGGAAGCCACUGGCACAGAUCUUCAGCGAGUUCGACAAGAAGGCUAAACAUGGUUUGAGCGACGAUGGCGAAGUGGGGGAUUACAUGGGGACUGGUGAUGUGAAGUACCAUUUGGGGACAUCGUAUGACAGACCGACGAGAGGAGGGAACAGGAUCCAUCUGUCUCUGAUGGCAAACCCUAGCCACUUGGAAGCUGUGGACACUGUCGUCUUGGGGAAGACGAGGGCGAAGCAGUACUACUUCAAGGAUUGUGACAGGACGAAGAACUUGGGUGUUUUGAUCCAUGGAGAUGGUAGCUUUGCCGGGCAAGGUGUGGUUUAUGAGACGUUGCAUUUGAGUGCCCUGCCUAAUUACUGCACUGGUGGGACUAUACAUGUUGUGGUGAAUAAUCAGGUGGCUUUCACUACUGAUCCCAGGUCGGGAAGGUCUUCGCAGUAUUGCACUGAUGUAGCCAAGGCGUUUAAUGUUCCGAUUUUCCAUGUGAAUGGCGAUGAUGUGGAGGCAGUUGCUCGUGUCUGUGAGCUUGCAGCAGAGUGGAGGCAGAUGUUUCAUGCUGAUGUUGUGGUUGAUAUUAUAUGUUACAGGAGGUUUGGGCAUAAUGAGGUUGACGAACCAUCUUUCACACAACCUAAGAUGUACAAGGUGAUUGAGAAGCAUCCUUCAUCGCUUGAGAUAUAUCAAAAGAAACUGCUGGAGUCAGGGGAGGUGACACAGGAGGAAAUCGACAGGAAACAUAACAAGGUGGAAUCAAUACUAAAUGAAGAAUAUGCAAACAGUAAAGACUACGUCUUGAAAAGAACAGAUUGGCUUUCUUCUCAUUGGGCUGGCUUCAAGUCCCCUCAGCAGCUUUCUCGCAUUAGAAACACUGGUGUGAACCCAGAAGUGUUGAUGAACGUUGGUAGAGCAAUCACUAAAAUCCCAGAUGAUAUUAAGGCUCACAAGCAAGUGAAAAGAAUCUAUGAAGAGCGUGCUCGGAUGGUCGAGAGUGGGGAAGGCAUCGACUGGGCACUUGCAGAAGCCCUUGCAUUUGGUACAUUGUUGGUUGAGGGCAAUCACGUUAGACUGAGUGGCCAAGAUGUUGAAAGAGGCACAUUCAGCCAUAGACAUGCCGUGCUUCAUGAUCAAGAGACUUGGAAAAAGUACUGUCCACUAGGCCAUACUAUGCCUGGCCAAGAUGAGGAGAUGUUUACUGUAAGCAACAGUUCGCUCUCGGAGUUCGGUGUGCUUGGAUUCGAGAUGGGGUACUCCAUGGAGAACCCUAAUGCAUUGGUGAUGUGGGAAGCUCAAUUUGGCGACUUCUCGAAUGGAGCUCAAGUUAUGUUCGAUCAGUUCCUUAGUGCAGGGGAAUCGAAAUGGCUGCGGCAGACUGGACUGGUUGUUCUGCUCCCUCAUGGCUAUGAUGGACAAGGACCAGAACAUUCUAGUGCUAGAUUAGAGCGCUUCCUAAUGAUGAGCGACAGUUACCCUUACGUAAUGCCUGAAAUGGAACCAACACUCAGAAAGCAAAUCCAAGAAUGCAAUUGGCAAGUCGUGAAUGCUACCACUCCUGCCAAUUACUUCCAUUUACUCCGCCGUCAGAUACACAGGGAGUUCAGAAAGCCUCUGAUAGUGAUGUCCCCCAAGAACUUACUACGACACAAGCUCUGCAAGUCCCAUCUCUCCGAAUUCGACGACGUGCAAUGCCACCCUGGAUUCGACAAACAAGGAACCAGGUUCAAGCGGCUCAUAAAGGACCAGAAUGGACACUCUGAUGUGGAGGAAAGCAUUAGAAGGCUCAUUCUGUGCUCUGGAAAGGUGUACUACGAGCUGGAUGAAGAGCGUGGAAAGGGCGAUAACGCAAAGGACGACAUUGCCAUUUGUAGGGUGGAACAAUUGUGUCCAUUCCCAUAUGACCUUGUCCAAAGAGAGCUGAGGCGUUAUCCAAAUGCGGAGGUAGUAUGGUGCCAAGAAGAGCCGAUGAACAUGGGAGCUUAUAGCUACAUUUUGCCACGGCUGGCGACGGCCAUGAAAGACACGGGGAGAGGUUCCUACGACGAGAUCAAGUACGUUGGGAGAGGAGCAUCGGCUGCCACAGCGACGGGCUUCUAUCAGGUUCACAAACAAGAGCAGUCUGAGUUCCUUCAACGUGCCAUGCAAACGAACCCCAUCCAAUUCCCUUGACGAUGAUGAAAGGUCAAUUCAGGGCUAGCUGGCUGAUCAAUUUCCGACUUGGUAAGUCCUAAGGAGAUGAAUUUGAGGAAUAAAGAUUGGACUUGGAAAAUAAUAUUGUCGUUUGGUUGAUAGAAUUUACUAUUU
Linum tenue is the source of this 3228-nucleotide messenger RNA. Lineage: Eukaryota; Viridiplantae; Streptophyta; Magnoliopsida; Malpighiales; Linaceae. The record is from the annotation of a GenBank genome assembly.